UAAGGGACCUGGAAAUAUAUAAAUAAACAAAUAAGUAAAUGAAAAUUAUACAGACUACAAUAUUAAUUCCAACAAGUAUCAAUCGAGUGCUGAACACUUGGUACGAGCGCAAACAGAAUCCUCUUAACCAGGUAAUCUCUGCACCCAUCUGCUGUUACUGUCAUCUACCACAUCCAGCCUGCAGCAAUAUGCCAUUUCCCCGCUAGCCCCUGUCAACCAGCACGAGUUAAGACCAUGUUGCUGUCACCUCAGGCAGAGAGGAACUGGGAGGAUCUGUGUUCAGUACUCGAAGAUGUGCUGGAAGACCAGUCCCACAGGCAGCUGUUCGCCUUAGAACUGGGCUCUGGAACCGGGCAGCAUGUCAUACGCUUUGCCCAGAAGAUGCCCUUUGUCACCUGGCAGCCAUCAGACAUCAAAGAGGAGUCUCGGGACAGUAUUAAGGCAUACAUUGCUGCAAUCAAUGCAAAGACUGUGCUGCAACCUGUUCACCUGGAUGCCAGUGAACCGUGGGAGAAAUGGGCAGGCCUUCCUCGCAGCUCCUGUGAUGUUAUUAUUGCCAUUAACUUACUGCAGUACAGCUCCUUUAAAACAGCACAGGGUGUUUUCAAUGGAGCAGGUCAGAUCCUCAGACCAAACGGCGUUUUGAUAACAUAUGGGGUGUAUGCUAUUAACGGCACCAUUACACCAAGCUGCAAUGAACUGCUGGAUGCAGAACUUCGGGAAAUAAAUCCAGAGUGGGGCCUUCCAGACAUCGAUGUGCUCAGACAGCUGGCCUAUGGGAACGGGAUGCGUAUGGAGAGGAUGAUUGAGAUGGAAGAAUACUACAAAUGCCUCAUCUUCAGAAAACUUUAAAGAAGCCAAACCGCACAAAGGAGAAAAGCAAACUUUCUUUUUUUGUACACUGUAAUGCACAAUUCUAAGUCAUGUGUUAAAGCACAUUUCAUCAUUUUACUCAAGCCUUUACACUUAUAAAAGACCAUUUAAAACCCAUAUUUAUACUGAAACAUGAAUAAAUGUGACACUAAUAAAGGCUGUCAUACUA
This is a messenger RNA of Thunnus maccoyii (southern bluefin tuna), 1042 nucleotides long. RefSeq names its product methyltransferase-like 26 B. The record is from RefSeq and is a predicted model, not a curated record. Bases 235 to 852 code for a protein of 205 amino acids. The transcript has 8 exons. Lineage: Eukaryota; Metazoa; Chordata; Actinopteri; Scombriformes; Scombridae.